Hibiscus syriacus is the source of this 718-nucleotide messenger RNA. RefSeq lists its product as uncharacterized. The transcript is spliced from 6 exons. The record is from RefSeq and is a predicted model, not a curated record. Bases 1 to 612 code for a protein of 203 amino acids. Lineage: Eukaryota; Viridiplantae; Streptophyta; Magnoliopsida; Malvales; Malvaceae.
AUGGAUAUCGUAGGAACAAAAGAAGCAAAGGAAGCAGUGCCAGGAAAACAUCAUCGAGUUCUUCGAAUUUUGAUGCAGGUAGUUGGCAAGAAAAGGCACCGAGUCCUCGCAUACCGAUUUCAUCAAGUCAAGAGAAUGCCAUGCGCUUACAUUCCUUGGACUACUUCGAUGGCCUUACCGGCUUUGACGAGGUGGUCAGAAUGGAUCCAUUGUGGUCCGGACUGGACCAUCGCAUUCAGUCAAGAUGCAGAAUCUGCGAGUCUUCCCCAACAUGAUGUGCCACAACCUAUGCAAGGUUAUGCCGAUGGUUCCAUUAUGCAGCCAAAUGAUCUUCCACAUUUAGGCACUGACGGCUUUAACCAGAUGUUCAUGUUGGGUUCACAAACCCAAGGGAACUCUGAUGGUUCCAUGCAGCCGAAUGAUCUUCCGAGCCACCCACAUUUUGCUUGCUCUGACAACAAUGAUCAAUCUACUCCCACUCCAAGGCUUCCCCACCAUGCUGAGCAGCACCUUGUGCAAAACCAAGGGUGUUCAGCUACUUACUAUUCAAACAUCAAAUAUUUAACGACUUCAAGUGAUGGCAGUGAUUAUGCUUUGAAGUUUUUGUAUUAAUUUUUCAGGGUCUUCCACCUUGAACCAGCUGCUGGAUAUACCCACAAGUUCGCAAACUCCACGGCAUAUUGGUUAUCCCCCGCAGCCAAGUGACCUUGUUAGCCCC